This is a messenger RNA of Drosophila arizonae, 2620 nucleotides long. RefSeq names its product peroxisomal N(1)-acetyl-spermine/spermidine oxidase. Gene Ontology annotation, molecular function: polyamine oxidase activity. The record is from RefSeq and is a predicted model, not a curated record. NCBI's taxonomy places the organism in Eukaryota, Metazoa, Arthropoda, Insecta, Diptera, Drosophilidae.
UGCUGGAAUUCAUAGAUAAAUUAGUUAUUCAACGCAUUUUUAUUGCUUUAAACAAGUGCGCGGAAUCUCCGCCCCCAUUUGCCUAACCAACCAUGCUCGACGGCGCUGUCAACGAAACGUCAAAACAGUUCGUGGCCGUCGCGAUAUAGAAAAGUGCAAGCAAAAACGCUAUGAGGAGUAAAAAUACACACGCAAAACACCAAAAGUGAUUAAAAACAGCAAAAUUGAUUUGCAUAUGUGAAACAAAGCAAAAUGGUUGAUAAAGAGCCAAAAACACCCGCGCCAUCGCCCACAGAGGAAGGCCUGGCCGAUAUAGCAGCGGCGGCAGCAGCAGCGGCUGCGGGUCGUGUCGCCGACGAUGGCACCGCUGCAUCCAGCACGGGUACCGCUCAGGGCGGCAUCACAAAUGUGAAGGUUCUGAUAAUUGGCGCUGGCAUGGCUGGCCUGUCCGCUGCCAAUCAUCUGUUGCAAAACGGCUGCGAUGAUUUUCUCAUUGUGGAGGCGCGCGGUCGGGUGGGUGGCCGUAUUGUGUCCAUACCACUCGGCAACAAUCAAAAGGUGGAGCUGGGCGCCAAUUGGAUUCACGGCGUGCUUGGCAACCCCAUAUUCGAAAUAGCCGUGCAUCAUGGUCUAGUCAGCGUUGUGAACGUACCGAAGCCGCACAAAGUGGUGGCCACCACCGAGGAUGGGCAUCAAGUUCCUUUCAGUAUACUGCAGGAGAUCUACGAGGCGUACGUCUGCUUUCUACGCCGCUGUGAUGAGUAUUUCCUCUGCCAGUACAGCCCGCCGCCGGACAUCAACAGCGUGGGGGAGCACAUUAACUAUGAGAUUGAGAUCUAUCUCAGCUCGGUGCAAGAUCCCAAAGAGAAGCGCUUGAAGCAAUUGAUAUUCAAUUGUCUGCUGAAGCGCGAGACCUGCAUUACGGGCUGCCAUAAUAUGAACGAGGUGGAUUUGCUGGAGCUGGGUAGCUAUACGGAACUGCAGGGCGGUAAUAUUGUGCUGCCCGCAGGCUACAGUUCUAUACUGCGCCCGCUGAGCGCUCAGAUACCCAAAGAGUCCAUCUUGACCAAGUGUCCGGUGAAAAAGAUACACUGGAAACGAAAAAAGACAUUCACCGGCCUGGAGACCGUCGACGAGAAUUCCGAAAAUGAGGAUUCCGAUGAUUCGCAAAAGACCGUAACGGAAGUGCCAACGACGGCUAGCAGCGCCAUGCGCGGAGCCUCCGUAGAGUCGAAUACCAGCAGCAAUUGUGAUAUUGCGCCUGAGGGCGCAGUGCGCGUGGACUGCGAGAACGGACGCGUGUUCCAUGCGUCGCAUGUGAUAUGCACCAUACCGCUGGGCGUGCUGAAGCAAACGCAUCGAAGCCUGUUCGAUCCGGAGCUGCCGCACUACAAACAGGAAUCCAUUGAGAAUCUCAUGUUUGGCACUGUGGACAAAAUCUUUUUGGUCUACGAGCGACCGUUUCUCAGUGCGGCCGUAUCGGAGGUGAUGCUGCUCUGGGACGAUGACAAGCAGGAUGCUGUGAGCGAGGAAGAGAGCACUACAGAGGCUUAUCUGAGCAAGAAUUGGUACAAGAAGAUUUACUCAUUUGCCAAGAUAACGGACACGCUGCUCUUGGGCUGGGUGUCGGGUCGGGAAGCGGAGUAUAUGGAAACGUUGUCGCAUGAGGUCGUCGCUGACAAAUGCACAGAAAUUCUGCGCAAUUUCCUGCAGGACCCCUACGUACCCAAACCCAAAAUGUGUGUGUGUACCAGCUGGAAGUCACAAACGUAUACAGGCGGCGCAUACACCUCAAUACCCGUGGGUGCUACCCAGGAGGAUAUUGAGAAUCUGGCACAGCCUCUUUAUGCAAACCCGCAGGCCACAAAGCCUGCGAUAGUGUUUGCCGGUGAGCACACGCAUUCCAGCUUUUACUCCACCGUGCAUGGCGCCUACUUGAGCGGUCGGACGGCGGCACAGUACUUGCUGGCUAAUGACGAACCCGAUGAGAUCAUCAUGGAAUCCGAUGGUAGCGACUUGAGCGCAUGGAUGCAGGGCAUCGCCUUGGACUAGACUGCGAUCAACGAGCACCUUCUCGUCAUAAUUAUUGUAUUAUAAUUUCAUGUUCAAUUUUAUUUACCGCUUUUACUUAUCGCGAUUUAGCUAGUGAUAUCACAUUCAGUGUAUUUAUUCGUGUGUUUUUUCUGUUUAACUCCUCAUUUAGCAUUUCUUUAAUUAUACAAGAUUAAUUUAUUGUUGAAUUUUAUUAUCAAAUAGCAGAUUCCAGUCAGCAUUCAUUUUAUUUAUGCAUUCAUUUAUGUGAACAGCUUCUAGAAAUCCGCUUGUACAAUAUCAAGAAACUUAAACUGUAUGACAUAUUUCAACGAUUGGCUAAUUAAGAGGUCGUUUCAUCUAUAAAAAUAAAGUUAAACAAUCUCUGUGCACGCCAAGCAGCUUUAAGUGUAAUAUUGUUAAUCGUUAAACCAAACCCGUUUGUAAAAUGUGCACAAAAUUGAUUCUAGCGUAAAUGGUUUAGAGCAUAUGCCUAUUUUUAUAAAUUCAUAUUAAAUAUAGUGAAAACUUUAGGGUACUAGAAAGAGUAAGUAUCAACAUUUUCGAACAAAGAGCUACUGCAAAAGUC